This is a messenger RNA of Dendronephthya gigantea, 1327 nucleotides long. RefSeq names its product melanocortin receptor 3-like. Gene Ontology annotation, molecular function: G protein-coupled receptor activity. The record is from RefSeq and is a predicted model, not a curated record. The transcript has a single exon. Bases 5 to 751 code for a protein of 248 amino acids. Gene Ontology annotation, cellular component: membrane. Lineage: Eukaryota; Metazoa; Cnidaria; Anthozoa; Malacalcyonacea; Nephtheidae. Gene Ontology annotation, biological process: G protein-coupled receptor signaling pathway.
AUCAAUGAUGCUCAACGCCAGCAAGAUCUUCACAUCAAAUGGCGCAUAUCUCGUUGCAAACGUCGCUAUUGCUGAUCUUCUAACUGGCCUUAAUUCCUCCGUCUGGGGAAUGAAAAGAUCAUUUUUGCUUCCUAGAUCUGGUCAGAAUGCAUCUUUCUCAAUACUUUGGACAAGUAUUCAAGCUUCAUUCCUCACUAUCUUCAUCAUGAGUUUAGAAAGAUAUAUUGCAAUAAUUUACCCGUUCAAAGCAAAUAUUUUCCUAAGUAAAACCAGAACAAUACUCGGUUGUAUCGUGGCUUGGGUGUUAUCUGGAGUCAGUGGAAUUUGUAUGGCUUAUUAUAAAGAGAAAACCCAACUAUUCAUUGCAUUGUUCUUUGAAAUAACAAUCUUAGUCACAUGUUUCCUAUACUGCAAAAUCUUCAUUAAACUGGGGGAGCGUCGUGAUUGUCUGCCUUUGCAAUUAAGCGGUAACCAAGGCAACAGCGACUUAAAACGAGAGUAUCAAUUAACGACAGUCGUUGCUGCGCUAACAGUGAUUCUUAUAGUGACAGUGUUACCAUACAUGAUAGCAGGACAGAUUAGUAUUAGCACAAAAGAUAACCCACAUCUUAAACUGUUUCUGCAUUACUUCUUUCCAGUUGAACUGAUGAAUUUUGUAGUAAAUCCGAUUGUUUACGCUCUUCGUUUACCGAAAUAUCGUCUUGCAAUUUUUCAAACACUACGAGGAUGCAGAAAUGAUAACAGAAAUUAAUAAACAGAAACUUUAUUGCUGGGACCGUCGUUUGUGACAACUCUCGAUCAUAGCACACAAAUGAAAAACCAACAACAUAAAAAUUAACGAACGUACAUUAUUGAAGAAUUAUUUCAUUACUAUAACCUUGACCCUGAAUACCUUACAUUUCAUUGUAACUAUUAUUAGCCUUGGAGCAAUGUCAUGAACGCCAGGACCAGUUUAGAAGCACAAAUGGUAAAAGGUUUAGUUCGUCUUAACGGGGUCGGGGGUUACAUAACGGUUUAAAAGAAUGUGUUGAACAUUAACCAUGCAUGCAGAUAUAUAAUAGGACGUUAUAACUGCCUCUUCAAUGCAUCUUUUCUAUCAAUCAGCUUCGAUGGCAAAAACGUGCAAAUCAAUAAUAUUCAUUACUACAACUGUCGCUUAGAGCUUAAACAGACUAAUGUGAUAAAAUUUUCUCUCAAAUUAAGAGGUGUUGAAGAUACCUGAAUGAGUGCAUAUUAAAGGACAAUAGGAAACCAGUGAUUAUAAGUUGGUGAUCGGCAUUUCAACCAUUCGUUACGCAUAACGAAGGUCCAUCAUUACUUCAGGAAA